Molecule: messenger RNA, 1044 nt
Organism: Triticum aestivum (bread wheat)
Lineage: Eukaryota; Viridiplantae; Streptophyta; Magnoliopsida; Poales; Poaceae
Exons: 2
Coding region: 547-1032 (161 amino acids)
Source: RefSeq, a predicted model, not a curated record
UUAGAGUAUUGGUUCAAUAUUAAAAACAGUUCAAUAUUAAAACAAUUUACAUUGCGAUCCCAACUAACUUGAUCUUACUCUGUACUUUUAUUGACAAAAUGGGGACAAGAGAAGCUUGGUUGAUGUAAAACUUGGAAUAGCUGAUGAGUCAAUGGAUAAGUCAAAGGUUUGGAAGCUUGUGGAGAUAACUGAUACAGCUCAGUGCAGAUCAUUAAAACUGGAUGAUAGUAUUAGCACAACUAAGGAUCCAAUUCCAACCACGUCGACCAGAGCAGCUCUGCUAUCGCCGCAGGCCGUCCGGUGCAAGAGACCACCGGACGGGUUCAAGCGCUUCGCGACGCGGGUCAAGAAGCCACCAGCUGAGACAACGAUUGAAAAGGCGGCACCACUGUCGUCUCCCUCCACACUCUCAGCCAUGCGCCGGCUGCGAGCUCGCACGCGCACGUGGUCGACCAGCACCACCGCCGCAGAUUACUCCCCGUCGUCGCGUCCAAGUCGUCGUCGUCAUCGUCGUCGUCGCUGGAGGACGACCCUGAAUAUGGUUACAUGCGGACGUUGGUAGAGCGCGUCGGGUUCAUGCGCGCAAUGCCGCCGCCGAACCGGCCGUUCAAGGGCCACUCCAUGUCAUCCCCGGUGGACCCGAUCGUGUUCCACCUCCUGGAGCUGGACCUCCCCGCGGACGACUCCGACGACCGGCACCAAGGCCCGCUGCGGCACCGGUGGAACCGGAAGCUCCUCUUCCACCUCACGCAAGAAAUCCUCGCCGACCUCCUCCACCUCGACGACAACGGCGCCUCCUCCGCAACCAGACUUCACGGGCUGGCGCUGCUAUCGAAGGUGUGGAGCACGAUUAAGGCGUUCCCGGCAGCGGACUGCAGGGUGGUGGGUAACAUCGACGUGCUGGUGGCACUGGACCUGCAUGUCACCCAAUUUCGUUGUCUUCGGGGGUUAGAUGAUGACACAUGGACACCAUUCGGUGGCAGUUUGAUGUCACAUGGACACCAUUCCACCUGUUAUUCAAUACUACUAUGAGAAAAGUAGGGA